Molecule: messenger RNA, 702 nt
Organism: Acaulospora morrowiae
Lineage: Eukaryota; Fungi; Glomeromycota; Glomeromycetes; Diversisporales; Acaulosporaceae
Source: the annotation of a GenBank genome assembly
GUAGACAGUGUAAGAACGGUGACUUUGCCACAACUCAGGAGGUUUGGUAUUGAAGAUGGCCUAGAAUUAAAGAUUUCUAAACGUGGAUCUGCUCCGCUUGGCGGAGGUGAAGUCAAUUUCAAGUGUCCAAAUGUGAAAGCACUAAAACCAAUGCAAUUCACAGACGAAGGUCGGAUAAAACGUAUUCGUGGUAUUGCGUGCUGCACGAGAGUGUCACCUCAAAAUGCAAAUAGAAUGGUGGACUCCGCGAGGUCUAUAUUGAACAGAUAUAUUCCCGAUGUGUACAUAUACACGGAUGUUUACAAGGGAGAAGAAUCCGGAAAAUCUCCAGGGUUUGCACUUUCUCUUGUGGCCGAAUCGACGACAGGUUCCCUUGUGGCUGCAGAACAAGCCGCAAAUCCAGGUGAGACACCUGAAGAUAUCGGUCAAAGAACAGCCAAACUCCUACUCGCUGAAAUACGCAAAGGUGGUUGCGUCGAUUCUUUGAAUCAAUGGUUAGUUUUACUGAUGAUGGUUUUAGGCUCGGAAGAUGUAUCGAAGGUUAGACUGGGGCAGUUAAGCGCUUUCACGAUACAAUAUAUUCGAGACCUUCGAGAUUUCUUUGACGUUACGUUUAAAAUAAAACCCGAUUCCACAACAAAUACACUUUUGAUGGCAUGUGUUGGUAUUGGUUACAUUAACUAUAGCAAGAAAACAACCUAA